AUUGAUUUUGGUGGGAUUCAAAAAACUUAAAAUACACUGAAGAAUGCCACAAAAUCCAUCAUUUUAUGAAAUCAAAAAAAAUCCAUCAGCAUUUGAAUACCAUCAGAUUUUAAUGGAUUUUAAACAAUCCCAAUUGAAUACCAUCGGAUUUUAAAACAUAAUUUAAAAUCCCAAUUGAAUACCAUCAGAUUUUGUAGCAUAAUUUAAAAUCUCAAUUGAAUACCUCAAGAUUUUAAUGGAUUUCAAAAAAUCCCAAUCGAAUACCUUCGGAUUUCAUGAAUGAAAAAAAAAAAUUAAAAUCCCAAUCAAAUACACCCCUCGAAAUUUUGUUUCCCCUCGUAAACGAAACAUAAAUUAGAGUUUUAUAUUUUUUAAAUUCUUCAAAUGCUGCACGAUAUAGCGUUUUGUUUAAAAACCAAAAAACGAAGCGUGACUAAAUGAUACUCUAGACCAUUUUUUUGAUACGGUGAUAUUUAGGGCGCACUAAUCUACCCAUAUAAACUACAAAUUGGCGUCAAAAUUAAUUCUAGUCCUAAACUUGCCCUCCGGCAGAGCUGCAUCCAUCCCAUCCCUAUUAAAUCUCCGAUUCAAAGUUCAGCCCCCUCCAGGCUCCAGUGACAGGAACAAAGAUAAAGGACCAUUAAAGAUAUGGCAGAUAGAGAGGAGGAGUUGCCGAGAGAUGCAAAGAUUGUCAGAAUUCUUCUAAAAUCUAUGGGUGUUGAUGAUUAUGAACCUCGCGUUAUUCACCAAUUCUUGGAAUUAUGGUAUCGCUAUGUUGUUGAUAUCCUGACUGAUUCACAAGUUUAUGCCGAGCAUGCUGGAAAGUCUGCCAUUGACUCUGAUGAUGUAAAAUUGGCUAUUCAGUCAAAAGUCAAUUUUAGCUUCUCUCAGCCCCCACCACGAGAGGUCCUCCUGGAGUUGGCUAGGAACAGGAACAAAAUUCCACUGCCAAAGUCCAUAUCAGGACCAGGAAUUGCACUUCCCCCAGAUGAGGAUACUUUAGUCAGUCCAAACUACCAACUCGCGAUCCCAGUUAAACAAACCAGCCAAGCCGUUGAAGAAACUGAGGAUGAAGAGAUGGCUGACCCGAACCCUGAACCAACCCAAGAACCAAAAACACAGGUCCCUCUGAAUGCUUCUCAGCAAGUAUCAUUUUCCCUUGGAGCUAAACGUCCAAGAGGAAGCAUAUGAAACACAUUAGGCUUGCCCUUCUGUAACAAAAUGCUUAACUUCGACAUUUUAAAUAAUUGAUUAAGAACUUAAAUGGAAUGGAAUAUUAAAUUCUUUUUUU
Messenger RNA from Daucus carota subsp. sativus, 1291 nucleotides. RefSeq names its product transcription initiation factor TFIID subunit 9. NCBI's taxonomy places the organism in Eukaryota, Viridiplantae, Streptophyta, Magnoliopsida, Apiales, Apiaceae. The transcript has 3 exons. Gene Ontology annotation, molecular function: RNA polymerase II general transcription initiation factor activity; protein heterodimerization activity; transcription coactivator activity. Gene Ontology annotation, biological process: DNA-templated transcription initiation; RNA polymerase II preinitiation complex assembly. Gene Ontology annotation, cellular component: transcription factor TFIID complex; SAGA complex. The record is from RefSeq and is a predicted model, not a curated record. The coding region runs from base 649 to 1191 and encodes 180 amino acids.